AUGUGUUUGCCCAGAUCCAGAAAACCCCCUGAAUUAGGCCUCCUCAUCCUCACCAUUCUCAUCCUGACCCACUCUUCCCAACCCGCCCCGUCCUACACAACCCUAGUCUACAAAGGCUGCGCCAAACAGCCCCUAUCAAAUCCCUACCCCCAAACCCUUGCCUCCCUCUUCGCCUCCCUCACGCCCCAAUCCUCCAAAUCCAGAUUCGCCAAGGCCUCCUCCGCCGCACUCACCGGCCUCUUCCAGUGCCGCGGCGACCUCUCCCCCGCAGACUGCCACGCCUGCGUCGUCACCAUCCCGCCGAUGAUGGACAAGCUCUGCGGGAGGGUAAUCGCCGCCAGAAUUCAGCUAUUGGGCUGCUACAUGCUCUACGAGGCCGCGGGGUUCGCCCAGAUAUCGGGAAUGGCGAUGCUCUACAAGAGCUGCAGCAGGAAGACCGCCGGCGCCGGGGCUGGGUUUGAGGAGAAGAGGGACACUGCCCUGAGUGCGCUCGAGAACGGCGUUGGCGGCGGCGCGGGGUUUUUCACGACGAGCUUUGGGGACGUGUACGCGCUGGGGCAGUGCGAGGGCGAUGUGGGGGCGGCGGACUGUGCGGAGUGCGUGAGGAGUGCGGUGCAGAGGGCGCAGGUGGAGUGUGGGGGAGCCGUUGGGGGCCAGAUUUAUCUGCACAGAUGCUUUAUUGGGUAUAGUUAUUAUGCCAAUGGCCUGCCUAAAAGGGGCUCGCCUUCAUCUCCUUCCUCCUAUUCUUCAGGAGGAGGGCCGGAUACUGGAAAAACUGUUGCAAUAAUAUUAGGAGGAGCAGCAGGAAUUGGUUUUUUUGUCAUCUGCUUGCUUUUUGCCAGAGGAUUAAUCAAGAAAAAAGAUGAUUACUGA
Messenger RNA from Striga hermonthica, 873 nucleotides. Lineage: Eukaryota; Viridiplantae; Streptophyta; Magnoliopsida; Lamiales; Orobanchaceae. The record is from the annotation of a GenBank genome assembly.